Messenger RNA from Nymphalis io (European peacock), 993 nucleotides. RefSeq names its product putative carbonic anhydrase 3. NCBI's taxonomy places the organism in Eukaryota, Metazoa, Arthropoda, Insecta, Lepidoptera, Nymphalidae. Gene Ontology annotation, molecular function: carbonate dehydratase activity; zinc ion binding. The record is from RefSeq and is a predicted model, not a curated record. The coding region runs from base 64 to 993 and encodes 309 amino acids. The transcript is spliced from 8 exons.
AAUAACAGUGAAAGAAUUUUUAUAUCAUUUGAAAGGUGAUCAUAUUCAUGUUCAUAUCGAGUUAUGUUUGUGGAGAAAGUGUACAUAAUUGUAGUCAUGUAUAUAGAUUUAUUUUUGUGUAUUUCAUUCUACGGACCGAUUUGGAGUUAUGACGAUGAAAGUGCAUGGCCAGGGGGAUUUUGUAAAAAAGGGGGUAAAAGACAGUCUCCCAUUAAUAUCCAAACGAACAAUGUCAUCAAAGACUUUGAUAGGCAGUUCAUCAAACAUGGCAGUCUCAAGUUUAUCGGUUAUGAGAACGUCCUCUCAUCAGGGCUCAAUAAUGGCCACACAAUUCAGUUUAGUACUGAAGGUUAUACCGACAUGCAUCCAACGAUAACUGGUGGCCCUUUGAAGUAUACAUACCGCCUCGAACAACUACACUUCCAUUGGCUUUCAGAACACUCUAUAGAUGGAGUUAAGUUUCCUAUGGAAAUUCAUUUCGUUCACGUGCGGAAGGAUCUCAAUAUUUCAGAGGCAUUGAAUAAAAGAGAUGGACUGGCAAUACUAGCCGUAUUUUGUAAUGUCCAACCAGAUCUUAACGAGAACCAGCGAGAGGCAUCUGACGAGAUCAUGCAACACAUACCGCUAUUAAUGAGGACUGGACGCAGAUUCAGCGGAGCUAUUUUAAACUUAAGAAAGCUUCUAAGUCCGAAGAAAAAUUCCUACUUCUCUUAUCUCGGAUCUCUCACGUCACCAGAGUGCAACGAAGUGGUUGUCUGGAUUAUUUUUGACAAUCCCAUAUACAUUUCUGAUGAUCUUUACCGCCUUUUCGGUAAGGUCGGCAUCGGUCGUCACAACUUCAGGAGUCAACAGAAGAUAAAGCAUCACCAGGUAUAUCAGCCUCCAGAUGCAUUCAUCACCACACCGAAAGCUGUGAUCGUAGUCAAAGAUGUUUACAAACAUGUUACACAGUUUUUUCAGAACAUUACCAGGCAAGUUCGAUCAACGAGUUAA